CCAUUUGUGCAAUCACCUCUAAAACCCAAAACAUAAAAACAGAAACUUCUCGAAUCCGUUAAACCCCCAAAGCCAAAACCCUAAUUUCUACCGGCUCUGCACCACCACUCAUGGCGGCCACUCUCCGUCUCCGGCGAUCACUCGCGCUCUCAUCCACCAUCCUCAACCACUCGAAACAUUUCUCUUCAGCCGUACAAUCCGUCGCAGCACCACCGUCUUCCCCCUCAACCUUUCGUCAAAACCCUAGCUUGUUUGAUAUCACUCGAUCAAAACACAACGGUGUUUCGUAUCAAUUCGUUUCAUCGAGGACUCUUUCUUCGCGAUCUAGAUUUAACGAUGACAUGAAUGAAGAUCAGAUUAGUCCUGAUGCGAUACUGUUUGAAGGAUGUGAUUAUAAUCAUUGGCUGAUUACUAUGGAUUUUCCGAAAGAUCCGAAGCCUUCGCCAGAAGAAAUGGUGGAGACUUACGUUCAAACUGCUGCGAAAGUUCUCGGAAGUGUGGAAGAAGCUAAGAAGAAAAUCUAUGCGUGUAGCACAACUACUUACAACGGAUUUCAGGUCGAGGUGUCAGAGGAAGUUUCAGAGCAGUUCAAAAGUUUACCCGGGGUUGUAUUUGUACUUCCAGAUUCUUAUAUCGAUCCUGUAAACAAAGAAUAUGGCGGAGACAAGUAUAUUAAUGGAACUAUCAUACCCAGACCGCCCCCUGUACAAUAUGGUAGACAAAGUGGAAGGUUUAAUGAUCGAAAUAGAGACUAUAACAGACCACCAAGAGGCCAAUUUGAACAAAAUAAUGCACCUAGAGGGCCGGGAAAUUAUCAAAGAGGCCCUAUGCCUUCUAAUCAGGUAAAUUAUAAUCAAGGUGAAGGGAGAACUUUUCCACCAAGGGAUCAGGGGAAUUAUGCACAUUCUGAGCAGCGGGAUUUUAGAGGGCAGGGUAGUAAUUUUACUCCACCACCUGGACCACCUGGAGGAGGCUACAAUCAAGGAGGCGUUGGAGGUUACAGGCAAGGGACCGGAGGACAAUAUGAUCAGGGUAGAGGAGGACAAUAUGAUCAAGGUAGAGGUGGACAAUAUGGCGGAGGAGGUUACGGGCAAGGUACAGGUGGACAAUAUGGACAAGGUGGUGGGUGGAAUAAUGCUCAAGGUGCAAGUGGUCAAAGUGGACAGGGUGGUGGUAGAAGUUACGGGCAAGGCACAGGUGGAAAUUAUGGGCAGGGUGGCGCUGGAAACUACGGGCAAGUAAGUGCCGGAAAUUAUGGGCAAGGCACAGGUGGAAAUUAUGGGCAAGGUGGCGCUGGAAACUACGGGCAGGCAAGUGGUGGAACUUAUGGGCAAGGAGGUGGUGGAUAUCAUGGACAAGGAACGGGUUCUGGCGGCAAUCAAGCUUCAUCGCAAUAUGGAGAAAAUCCGAACUUUUCACAGGCGGGGCAGAGGAGCAACAUUGGUGGGCAGCAAGGGAACUAUGAAGCUGGUGAAGAAGCAGAGGCUUUUAAAGAAAGAUGAAUCAAAAUGUCGAUGAAGCGGUGACAAGAAGCGUAAAUAAACCUUUGGAAGAAGGGAGCUGGAGCAGCGAUAGUGAGAGCUAGUAUUGUUUUCCUCUUCGGUGUUAUGCUGUUCUGUAAUAUGAUGGUGAAACAUUUGAUGGUCGUGUUUUUGAUAUUUUAUCUACAUAUCUUGUUUGAUUUGAACCGAUCAUUAGCUUAAUGUAGGUAAGUUCAUACCAUUUUGGCAAUGAUUUGGUGUUCUGUACUAAAAGGUUAAGGACGUUCCAAACUCUUUCUUAUGUCUAAUUUUAAAUGGCAUAAUAGAUUAUUUCUGUUUUUAUAA
Messenger RNA from Helianthus annuus (common sunflower), 1826 nucleotides. RefSeq names its product multiple organellar RNA editing factor 1, mitochondrial. The record is from RefSeq and is a predicted model, not a curated record. The transcript has 5 exons. The coding region runs from base 111 to 1502 and encodes 463 amino acids. Gene Ontology annotation, biological process: cytidine to uridine editing; mitochondrial mRNA modification. Gene Ontology annotation, cellular component: mitochondrion. Lineage: Eukaryota; Viridiplantae; Streptophyta; Magnoliopsida; Asterales; Asteraceae.